UCCAAAGUCGGGCAUGCAUCGCUGCUGCGCGCGCCGAUCUCGGCAUUUCUUGGUGGGGUGGCGACGACUCCCCCUGGGCGAUCACCGCUUUACUCCAGCCAGGUGCCCAGGUCGUCGAGGGGCCCUUCGCCGGCGACGGGCACCCACUUGGUAUGCACACCCCUUCUUUCCCCUUCCUUCUGCUGUGCGAAAUCGACUCAAACCCUAAGAUUAUGGAGAAGAUUGGGUUGCCUUCGAUGCUGUCCGUGCGAGGCGCCACCUGGGAGGUGGAUGCACCCCACUGCCAGGGCUGUUCUGUUCAGUUUACCUUUUUUACUAGGAAGCACCAUUGCCGAAGAUGUGGGGGCGUGUUCUGCAACAGCUGCACCCAGCAAAGGAUGGUUUUACGUGGACACCCUGAUUCACCUGUUAGAAUCUGUGAUCCUUGCAAAAAGCUUGAGGAAGCAGCACGCUGCGAAUUGAGAUAUGGACACAAAAAUAUAGCUGCGAGAGCUACCACAAAAGCAACCACAAAACCAGAAGAUGAAAUUCUAAGUGAAAUUCUUGGAGGUGAUGGAGUGCAGAUCCAGGUUUCUAGCAAGGAAUCUCUGAAUUCUGAGUUUUCUGGGAUACGUGCAAUCAGUGCCAGUUCCUCCGGAUCCAGUUCGAGAAGAACUACUGCUAAUUUGAAUAUGGACACAGAUGGAGAUGAGAAGCUUUCUGCUGAAGCACAUGAUUUUGAUAUCAACAACGCUGCAGCUGGUUUUACCCCAGAGGAGUUGCGCCAGCAAGCUGUAGAAGAGAAGAAAAGGUACAAAACUUUGAAAUCAGAAGGUAAACCGGAUGAAGCACUGCGGGUUUUUAAGCAUGGUAAAGAACUUGAGAGGCAAGCUGCAGCGCUUGAAUUAGAAUUGAGAAAGAGCCGGAGAAUGGCUACAAAAGCUCCUAAUGUAGCUGCUGCACUUAGUACCCCAACGACUGAUAGUUUUGAUGAGCCUGAAACAAAAAGGUAUUUAGCUGGGAAAAGGGUCAAGAAAGAAAAGAAUGAUCUUGCCUCUGAGCUCAGAGACCUAGGCUGGUCAGAUGCAGACCUUCGUGAUGAAACGAAGGCAGCCCCUAUGAGUGUGGAAGGAGAGCUGUCACAGCUUCUUAGAGAGGUGGCCCCUAAAUCAUCGGAGGGCAAGAAAACAGGUGGUAUCAAUAAAUCUCAGGUUAAUGCUCUGAAGAGGCAAGCCUUAUUGCUGAAGCGGGAAGGUAGACUUGCUGAAGCAAAAGAAGAGCUGAAGAAGGCUAAAAUCUUGGAAAAACAACUAGAGGAACAGGAGAUUCUGGGUGAAACAGAAGACUCGGAUGAUGAUUUGGCUGCCAUUAUUCAGAACAUGGAUGAUGAUAAGCAUGAUGGCAUAUGGAUGGAUGAUCCAAACAUCCCUGCUUUUAACUUUGAACAAAUUCUCGGUGCCUCUAAUGAUCUUGCCAUUGAUGGGCACUUUGAUGUUACGGAUGAUGACAUGAACGACCCAGAUAUGGCUGCUGCCCUAAAAUCAUUUGGCUGGAGUGAGGAGGAUGACAAACAAUUGGAACAUCAUGAGCCUGUUUCUUCUUCAAAUCAAGAUGUGCUAAAGGAGCAAAUGCUUGCUCUUAAAAAAGAAGCUGUUGCAAACAGAAGGUCUGGUAAUGUUGCAGAAGCCAUGACCUUGCUUAAGAAGGCAAAACUACUUGAGAAGGAUAUGGAAACUGAAGAGCCAGAAUCAAAGGUUGCUUCUCCAGAGGGGCAGAAAACUAUGCUUGCAGAAGAUAUCACUUUUGCAGGGACGACUGCACGACCUGUAUUGGCACAUCGAAGUAAGCUAGCAAUUCAGAGAGAACUGUUGGCUCUGAAGAAGAAGGCACUAGCUUUGAGGAGGGAAGGGAAGGUGGAUGAGUCGGAGGAAGAGCUGAAGAAAGGUAGCGUUCUAGAAAAACAGCUUGAAGAAUUUGAGAAUGCUUCCAAACCUGUAGCAAAGGAAACCAGGAGCUUUGCAUCUAAUCCCCCGUACAAGGUUGAACCCCCAAGUCUCAAUCUUGCUGAUGAUGGAUAUGAAUCUGAGGUUACGGACAACGACAUGCAAGAUCCAGCAUUGUUAUCCAUGCUGAAAAAUAUGGGGUGGGAAGAUGUUGAUACUGAUUCUGCAAAAAGAAAUGACAAACCAUUGGUUUCUUCACAUUUAGUUAUCCAGAAAUCAUCAAAAGCUAAGGUUCAGCUUCAGAAGGAAUUGCUUGGUAUAAAAAGAAAGGCUCUUGCACUCAGACGGGAAGGGAAAAACAUAGAAGCUGAGGAGGAACUGGACAAGGCUAAGGUCUUGGAGCAGCAACUUGCAGCGAUCGAAGAAUCAAAUAGCUCGACUGCUAGUCAAGGUGUUACUAAUGCUGGACAUCAGAUUAUUGAAAAUAAAUUAGAUGUUCAGCAUGUCUCUACUAUUGAUGCAACUGUACCCACAUCUUCAGUAACAAAAACAAUGAAAUGGGACGAUAUGUUGCAGGCACAUGGAUCUGAACCUGGUAUAUCUGUGGAUACUCUGGGUGAUUCUCCAAGCAAACUGCAGGUUGAGACAACUGGUUCUAAACAAAUUCAUGUGGCAAAAGAAAGUAGUGAUGGAGCAUCGUCAGCCUUGUCACGUCCAUCUUAUACUAAUUCUCUGGGAUCUGAAAAAGGGUCACAUUCACCUUCUGAACUACGUGUUCGUAAAGAGCCUCACAAAACACAUGGAGAUGAUAUUCUUACAGAUGAGAUCUUAUUUCAUAAGAGAAAAGCAGUUGCCUUCAAGAGAGAAGGGAAGAUGGCAGAAGCUAGAGAAGAACUGAAACUGGCAAGACUCUUAGAAAAACGCCUUGAAGGUGCUCAACAAGACAACAUGGAUGGUGAUGAUAACUUCAUUGCUCCUGCUGGGGGACAGAGCAUCGUGGCCCAACAACGUGCUAGUUCUAGCAUCCAAACUGAUGGUGUGGCUUCUGCCCCUCCUGCACAGGCGAGCAAGUCGACACAACCUCAGAAAGUAAUGUCCAGCCGAGACCGUCUUAAAAUUCAACGUGAAUCCCUAGCUCACAAGCGCAAUGCCCUCAAGUUGCGGAGAGAAGGAAAGAUUGCAGAAGCAGAUGCAGCAUUUGAACUGGCCAAGGCGCUAGAGAGCCAAUUGGAAGAGUCAGACAACCAAGGUUCAAGCUCCGGAGUCAAGUCAGGUGAACCAAAUGACGCGAUGGUGGAGGAUCUUCUUGAUCCUCAAAUCAUGUCCGCCCUAAAAUCCAUAGGUUGGAGCGACAUGGAUUUAUCCAUGCAAUCUUCUAGUACACAACCUCCUAAGCCCCCGCAGACUUCAAAAGGUCAGCCUACGCAGAAAGUGGAAGUGAAGCCAGCCAUUACAGUGGCCAGCAAGCCUCAGAACGAGAGAAGUCAGCUUGAAGAACAGAUCAAGGUGGAGAAACAGAAGGCACUCAACUUAAAGCGGGAAAGGAAGCAGACUGAGGCCUUGGAGGCCCUUCGCUCAGCAAAGCGACUGGAGAAGAAGUUGUCCUCACUUAGCUAACUACUACCAGAUUGUUUGUCUUCGAUGUGACAAACUAACAUUACAAUUGAAAACCCACUGAAUGUGGCCGUGAUAUAUGUAGAAUCAUAGAUAAUAUAAACUUCAAUUCAAGGCAUUUGUAUUUUGAUUGGUCCUUGGCAGUUUGUGUGAUCCUUUUGGACUCCACUAGUAACUGGUUUGUGAAUCACAAUCAAGCAGCGAUAUGGGCUUACAUAGUUGCAUUUGCAUCUAAAGUGGGCAGAACUUAUGCGUGUCAUGAAGAGACUGAGGUUUGAUGCAGAGUCAAUGUUGUGGUUUAGGGCACAUUGAGCCAAAUGUACAUAGAUUUUGCGUACAUUUACAAAACUUUGAGGCAGCAUUUGCAUUUCAUUGCUGAAGCAUAUUCUUGCUUAUCUGUGCCCUUGAAAUCUGACCCUGCAGAAAGUGUUAUGUCCUGGCCUUCUGAAAGCAACUGUACUUUCGACCCAUGUCAACUUGCUGUACCUCUUGAGGCAUCAGAGGAUACAUGCCAACCACCUAAUUAUUUCGCCAAUAUGCCAAUUCUCAUUGCAGUGGCUGGUGGCUCAAAUAGUAGUUGCUGUUGGUGGAUUGCUAGCAGCUAGCAUGCCAAAGGAGGAAUUAAGUGACUGAAUAAUCAACCUGGCCAGAUCCAUACAGCACGCAUCAAUAGGGAGAACUUAUGUUGUUGUUGUUGACCCAAUGAAGCAGCAGUUGGUCGCAAACCUGAGAAAUGGGAAGAAUUGCAUGAAGAGUCAAGAUCUUGUUUAAGGCCUAGUGGAGUUCAGGACAACUCUGGAGGAGAUUGUUUUGAGGAAAAGAAAGCUGCACAAGGAUUAGGUGCAUGCAUCGCUGAUUCGCUGCAGAAGUUGGGGGAAUACACCGAGAAGCAAUGAGGCAGCACACAGGUUGUGGAGCUGUCCAUGGAGACGGGAGAGGAUUCCGGCUCCACCAAGGCCUGUCAUUCUGUCACGGCGUCACGCCAUAGCUGACUGCUAGGGAUGAAAACGGAUCGGAUACGGACGGAUAUCACCGAUAUCAUAUUUGUUUUCACAUUUCUGGUCGGAUUCGGAUUCGAAUACGGAUAAUAUCAAUUAUGUCGGAUAAGUUAUGAUUGGAUGUCGACAUCGUAAAUAUACGAUUUAAGUAUUCGGAUACGGAUACGGUAUCGGAUGUUAAACAUUCGGACUCGAAUACGGACAGAUCUGAACCUCUCUAAACGAAUUCGGUCUCGAAUACGGUCGGAAAAUAUCCGUACCGUUUUCAUCCCUACUGAGCGAGUGGGAGCCCGGCGAGUAAGGGGUGGUUGGCCUGGUGGGCUGUUGUGGAGUAUAUAUAUAACAAAUAAAUAUAUAAAUAAAUGUCGAUGGUGCUGUUCGCCUAUCUUUGCAUGUAUCUUUGCACAAUAGCUGGAGAUCUGCAUCUGAGGGAAAGUUGAAGCAAAUUUUGCUGUGAACUAGUAGCAGGGUUUAUAUCAACUGUCUGAAUGUUAUUGCCAAGCAUCAUAUCAUACAAAUAUAAUUUGUCUUUCAAA
Messenger RNA from Sorghum bicolor (sorghum), 5070 nucleotides. RefSeq lists its product as uncharacterized. The record is from RefSeq and is a predicted model, not a curated record. NCBI's taxonomy places the organism in Eukaryota, Viridiplantae, Streptophyta, Magnoliopsida, Poales, Poaceae. The coding region runs from base 153 to 3539 and encodes 1128 amino acids. The transcript has 6 exons. Gene Ontology annotation, molecular function: metal ion binding; protein binding.